AACCAAAAUCACCGUCUGUCAAAAUCGCGAUACGUGUGCGGUGCGCUGAUGGUGUGUGCGCUGGUUGGCAGUGAUGUUGUGAGUGAACGAAAAGUAGUGAAAGUGGUGAAAGAUUUUUUCCCCUGGCCAGACUAGCGCUAAAAAUUUCAACUCCGACCUUUACCAGCCGCCUGAGACAGAACUAAGCUGAGCUGACCGACGAUCCGCAGCAUAACAAUGGCGACCCGUGGCGGUCCUAUGGUCCUCGGAACCGACGGUGCCGAUUUCGAGCACAGGCAGCGUGUGGCCGCACAUUACCAAAUCAGUGCACUCAACAAAGCUCGGUUAAAAUACUGCAUUUUCUUUCACUACCUGCUGUUUUUCGUAAUGCUAGUCAAACUCUCCGCCGACAUCUUGGAUCGCCUGGACAUUUUCAUACUGGAGAUCGAAGAACUUCAAAUCCCCCCACCGCUGUGGUGGGAAUACUUCUGGUGUCUGUCGGUGUUUCUCUCCUUCGUCGGUCUGUCGGCGGCCCGUCGCAACCGUAUAAAUGACAUGAAAAAAUACAUGGUCGGUAUCAGCACGAUCGCCUUCGCUCCACUUCUUUACUGCAUUAUCUACUACCUGAACGACGUGAUGGAGUACAUGAGCUUGGAGCAGGACGUCCAGCUGGAAGACACGGAUAUCUUCGUCUGGCAGGUAAUUGGAUAUCCAUACGGACUACUGUGGUACGGAUUCGUGUUGCUGGCACUUCAAGUGCACUUCUUCUCGCUGUACUUUGCCUGGAACCUCAUAAAGGCCUGGAGGGUUCGCGGUACGCUCAAAAAGGCAGAAUAGGAUAGAUCGACUAACGAUGGCAGAUCAAACACUUAAAGACAAUAUAUUCGAUAAAACAAAUGUACGUCAAGCUACUGUCUAGCUGUUCUCCACCGGCACGAUAUUAAAUAAUCAGAUUGCUUCUUCGAUGUGCAGAAAACAAACAUUUAUGCAGUCAAAUUUCCACGUGAUUAGAUCAGUUCCACUGUAGCGUUUAUGUCCUAAUGAUUGGUAAUUUCAAAGUAGGUGUCGGAUAAAAAUAAACGGUCAUCACGCUCCUUCGAAGGAGAUAAGUGAACUGUUGCAGCUCAUGUUGGUAUCAGAAAGGCUCAUUUUUACUAUUAGUGUCGCAUAUAACUAGGCAUUAUUUUUCAUCGAUGUAGUAGAACAGGUAAAAUAUUAACGGGUUUAAAAAUCACUGCAAUGUUAAAUUAGAAGUAAAUUCGUUAAACUUACAAAAUGUUUACCAGUUCAACCAUUGUAAUAGUUCUUCUUGCAAUACUGUACAUGUUUAUCAGUUUACGAUACCAGCUCUUUGUAAAAAUUCUUGAAUAUACCAACCUACCCUACAGACAAAAAGGAAAAUUAACAAAGACGAACUACAGAAAGGCUGCCACAAGACCUAAAAUAAGGGAAUUUGUCCCACUUUCAGUUUUCAUUUUCGUAUUUUGAUUUUAGAAACUACUAACGAUGCAAUACAAAACGAGGAAGGCGUUCGUUGGAUAGGCCUCUCUACGUGCGCUCACGAUAAGCAAACCCAGCGUUAAACGAAGAGCUCAAUUUAUUUGAUAUUUACAAAAUUCACCGCAAACGGUAUGAACAGGAGAGAAUCGUUACUUAUACAGUUACUUUUUAUACGCCCAAAAAGAGCUUGAAUAGAGCAGUUGAAUAACAGAGAAAUCCUUAUUGUUAAUGACAAGAAAAGCCGCACUAAAACGGACUUGAACGAAAUAUUGUUAACCCCCCCAUGAGUACUUCGAACGAUGAUGUAAACCUGGGCGGUGUGUGUGAAUUUACAGGAAUACAUAUUUUAAUGGCUAGAAAAAUGACACAAAGAGGCGAUAACAGACACAAUUUACAUUGAAAAGCAAAAUAAUAUUUAUUGUGAGUAAUGUUAUUCAAACUAUUCUUAUGAAAACGGCAAAAACGAUUAAAACUUCAAGAGGGAGGACAAAUAAAGUCGUUGAAUGUGAACACGGAGACCUGGAA
Molecule: messenger RNA, 2004 nt
Organism: Topomyia yanbarensis
Lineage: Eukaryota; Metazoa; Arthropoda; Insecta; Diptera; Culicidae
Gene: jagn
Product: protein jagunal
Exons: 3
Coding region: 217-816 (199 amino acids)
Biological process (GO): vesicle-mediated transport; endoplasmic reticulum organization
Cellular component (GO): endoplasmic reticulum membrane
Source: RefSeq, a predicted model, not a curated record